Molecule: messenger RNA, 1206 nt
Organism: Brenthis ino (lesser marbled fritillary)
Lineage: Eukaryota; Metazoa; Arthropoda; Insecta; Lepidoptera; Nymphalidae
Source: the annotation of a GenBank genome assembly
AUGCAAUCAAUGAAAUCUUAUUACAUAUUUUUAUUAAUAUUAUGUAACACGCUUUCGAAAAUCACAGAUGUAGAGAAAACUGAGUUUUGUGCGAAACUGACGUGUCAAAGUUCUGAAAACAACAGUGUUUGUGGCUUCCGCACUGAAGGAGAUGGUUUUAGAUUGAAGUUAUUUGAAAACGAAUGCGAGUUAUUGAAAUACGGAUGCAAUGUUGACGAGGAGAACGCUUACGGAUUAAUUAACAGAGAGUACUGCGAACAGUCAUUUGCAGCAGAUUUUAAUAAGAGGUCAGAUUAUCCCAAGCGUAAUGAGCAAAAACUCAAUAAUAUACUGCUUUACAAAGACAACGAAGGAAAUUGUAAACAUUUUCAUUGUAUACAAAAUAAUGCGAAAAACGUUUGUGGAAUUAGAAAAGAUGGUGUUGGAUACCGAGUAAGGUUUUUCAGGAGUAAAUGUGAGAUGAUGAAACAUAAUUGCGAAGAAGAUUUGCAAUUUACUGAAACUGAUAGUUUCAUUUGUGAAAGCGACAGUGUUUCGGACAAAGAUCAGUUGUCUAAUAAAAAGACUUUAAAUGAUAAAAACGUUAUUAAAAAUAAUGAAAAUAUCGACAAUAUUACCAAUUUGGUAGUAGUCAAUAGUAAUUUUCUUGGAAAUUACAGUGACAUAAAUGAUACUGUUGAUACAUUUUUUGCUGCAUCUCAUGUAUUUGAUUUGCCAAUGAAAGAAGUAUUUCCUUUAAACACUAGGCGGAGGUUGUUAAAGUAUGCGGGGCCGAUAAAAGUAUUUGUACCUUGGAUUGUAAAGCCUGACAAUAUAAGUGACGAUUAUUUGAGUAUUCCUACACUCUCUUCAUGCUACCACAAGUGUCCAUUUCGAUGUCCAGACACCUACGCUCCCGUCUGUGGAGUACCCGGCAUAGUGGCACGAGAGCCCUCCAUUAUGUUCCAAAAUCAUUGUUUCAUGGAUGUCGCUCAAUGUAAAAUGUUCUGGGAGAACAAAAGCGCUACAGCUCAUAGUUCAUCAUAUGUAGAAGCAUCAUUCCUCUUUUGCAUGGGAGAUGAGAUGAACGCCGUUUACAGAUUUUUACCAGCGAUAAGGACAUUGCAACACAUGGGGCGUUUGAAGAAGAAAGGAAAAUUCAGAUCUAAACUAAGAAACUUUAGACAUGUAAGCGACUUUAGAUCUGGACGGCCAAAGUUUAUGGGU